Papaver somniferum (opium poppy) is the source of this 2763-nucleotide messenger RNA. Its product is annotated as heat shock cognate 71 kDa protein-like. Gene Ontology annotation, biological process: protein refolding; cellular response to unfolded protein. Lineage: Eukaryota; Viridiplantae; Streptophyta; Magnoliopsida; Ranunculales; Papaveraceae. The record is from RefSeq and is a predicted model, not a curated record. Gene Ontology annotation, cellular component: cytoplasm. The transcript has 5 exons. The coding region runs from base 292 to 2763 and encodes 823 amino acids. Gene Ontology annotation, molecular function: ATP binding; ATP-dependent protein folding chaperone; heat shock protein binding.
CUUUUUACUUUUUCCACUGCUUGGAGGUUGCUUCCACGAAAGUCCCAAAAACACUUUUCCGGACGUUAAAAUUUAGAAAACAAUUUGGAUUCCGUUUGUUUUUCUUUCUUUCCCAAAUGCAGAGCACUACCUCUCAACUAUCUCUCUUCUCUACAAAACAAUUUGGAAUCCCACUUUUCUGCCUCUCUGUAGAUCCAGAAAUUAGCUAGGGUUUACAAAUUUCAUUCAGAUUUUAAGCUCAAUUUUGAUAUCCUCUCUGGUUUCAUAGUUGAGAUUCAAUCUGUUUUAGAAAUGGUUGCAGUAGAAGCAGAAAUUGGUAUUGAUUUGGGAACAACAUAUUCAUGUGUAGCAGUAUGGAAAAAUGGCGGUGUUGAAAUCAUCCCUAAUGAUCAAGGAAAUCGUACUACUCCUUCCUGUGUUGCUUUCACUGAUACUCACCGUUUGAUCGGAGAUGGUGCACUGAAUCAAGUUGCUAUGAACCCUAUCAACACUGUUUUUGAUGCGAAACGUUUAAUUGGUAGGAAGUUCGACGAUACCUCUGUUCAGAGUGACAUCAAGCUAUGGCCUUUCACAGUCAUUGCUGGAGAAGACAAGAGACCAAUGAUUCAAGUCAAUUACAUGGGACAGGUUAAAAUGUUAUCAGCUGAGGAAAUCUCAUCCAUGGUUCUCACUAAGAUGCGAGAAACAGCCGAAGCUUAUCUUGGUACAACUGUUACGGAUGCUGUUAUCACAGUCCCUGCUUACUUCAAUGAUUUACAACGCCAAGCUACUAAAGAUGCUGGUAUAGUUGCUGGCCUUAAUGUACUACGAAUCAUCAAUGAACCAACGGCGGCAGGAAUUGCUUAUGGUCUUGGUAAGAAGGCAACCAAUGUAACCACUGUAAAGGAGGAGGCGAGCAAUGCUGUUGCAGAGAAUGUUCUCAUCUUUGAUCUUGGUGGUGGUACUUUGGAUGUUUCAAUACUCAGCAUUAAAGAAGGAAUCUAUGAAGUCAAGGCUACAGCUGGAGAUACCCAUCUUGGAGGAGAGGAUUUCGAUAAUAGAGUGGUUAAUCACUUGGUUCAAGAAUUCAAGAAGAAGCACAAGAAGGACAUUAGUGGAAAUCCAAAGGCACUUAGGAGGCUGAGAACAUCUUGUGAGAGGGCAAAGAGAACUCUCUCAUCUACUACUCGGACAAAAGUUGAGAUUGAUGGUCUAUAUGCAGGAGUUGAUUUUCAUGCAUCUGUCACUCGUGCUAAAUUCGAAGAGUUGAACCUGGAUUUGUUCAAGAAAUGUAUGGAACCUGUUGAGCUGUCUUUGACUGAUGCUAAGAUGGACAAGAGUAGCAUUCAAGAAAUUGUUCUCGUAGGUGGGUCCACUCGAAUUCCAAAGAUUCAGUCUCUAUUGCAAGAUUUCUUCAAUGGAAAGAAACUCUGCAAGAACAUCAACCCUGAUGAAGCUGUGGCUUAUGGUGCUGCUGUGCAAGCUGCUAUUUUGACUGGUGAGGCUAAUGAGAAGGUGCGGAACCUGGUGUUAGUGGAUGUCACCCCUCUUCAAAAACCUUCAAUAGGAAUAGAUUUAGGUACAACAUAUUCAUGUGUUGCUGUUUGGGAACAUGAUCGUGUUGAGAUUAUUGCUAAUGAUCAAGGGAAUAGGACUACUCCUUCUUAUGUUGCUUUUACUGAUUCUGAGCGCAUGAUUGGUGAUGCUGCUAAGAAUCAAGCUGCUCUUAAUCCUAUCAACACAGUUUUCGAUGCGAAACGUUUAAUUGGUAGGAAAUUCAGUGAUAGCUAUGUUCAGAGUGAUAUUAUGCUAUGGCCAUUCAAAGUCAUUGCUGGCGAAGAAGAGAAACCCAUUAUUAAAGUCGAUUACAAGGGCAAGGAAGUACAAUUUUCAGCUGAGGAAAUCUCAUCCAUGGUUCUUAUUAAGAUGAGAGAGACUGCCGAACAAUAUCUUCUUAAAAGUGUGAAGGACGCUGUUAUAACCGUCCCUGCUUACUUUAAUGAUUCACAGCGUCAUGCAACUAGGGAUGCUGGCACCAUAGCUGGCCUUAAUGUAAUGAGAAUCAUCAAUGAAUCGACAGCAGCUGCAAUUGCUUACGGCUUUGAUAAGAAGGAAACCAGUGUUGGUUCAAAGAAUGUUCUUAUAUUUGAUCUCGGUGGUGGUACUUUUGACGUUUCUAUACUCACCAUCAACGGGGGUAAAUUUGAAGUUAAAGCUACAGCUGGAGAUACACAUCUUGGAGGAGAAGAUUUUGAUAACAGGAUGUUGAAUCACUUUGUUAAGGAGUUUAAGAGGAAGCACAAGAUGGACAUUACUGGAAACCCAAGGGCUCUUAGAAGGUUGAGAACAUCCUGUGAGAGGGCCAAGAGAACCCUCUCAUCUACUACUCGGACAACCAUCGAGCUUGAUGUUUUGUAUGAAGGAGUUGAUUUUCAAGCGUCCAUUACUCGUGCUAAAUUUGAAGAGUUGAACAUGGAUUUGUUUAAGAAGUGCAUGGAACCAGUUGAGAUGUGUUUGAAGGAUGCUAAGAUGAACAAGAACAAUAUUCACGAAAUUGUGCUUGUUGGAGGCUCCACUAGAAUUCCCAAGGUUCAGUCUCUAUUGCAGGAUUUGUUUGAUGGUAGGGAACUCUGCAAGAGCAUCAACCCUGAUGAGGCCGUGGCUUAUGGUGCUGCAGUGCAAGCUGCUAUAUUGAGUGGUCAGGGUAAUGAGAAGGUUGAGACUUGGUGUUGUUGGAUGUCACCCCUCUUUCUCUUGGUGUUGCGGUUUACGGAGAUAUUAUGA